ACAUUUUCGUUCUUUCCAUGUAGUUUGAAUUCAUUAAUUUCGUUGUUUAAUUUGUUGAGUUGAAAAUGGAACUGGAAAUAGAAUGUGGAUUCAAUAUUAAUGAUGAAACCAUAAACUUUGGAAGCAGAGGAAUUGCAGACAAUGAGCCCUAUGAAUCAGUUACCUUUGCUUCUCUAAGAACUAAUGCUGGCAAUACGAGUACUCCUUUGAUUGUGUCGAAGUUAAAUGAGGAUCAAUUGUUCUGCAGUGUUGGUCAUAUUUUUGGAGUAUUUCAAGAUGAACAAUUUAGUACACUUAAAUUUUCCUGUUCUCUUGAUCACAUCAUUGAUGAUUUCUGUUAUUGUUCUACAAGAAAACUUCUGUAUUUAUUUUUGAGAAAUGGUUCUUUACAAAUUUUUAUGGAUACUUCGGGAUCAUUCCAGGUGCUAAAAGUAAUACAAAUAGUGAAAGAACAUGCAACAGAUAAGAAAUUAUUUGUCAAUAUUCAUUUAUUCGAUUGUGAACAGGAUAAAACUUCUCUCCUUGCAGUUACUUCUAAUGGUCAAAUAUUCAAGCUGAACAUUCUGGAAGCUAGUGAUUUGGAACUUUCUGUAACUUUUGAUUUAAUUUGUGAGAUUGAAGGUACCAUUGAAAUAUCAACUUACUACAAUUGGAUGUUAUUCCUGCAUGGAUCGGAAAUGUGGUUAUAUAAUUUGCAUACUAAUACUCUAUCUUCAUCCAAGGCUAUAGACAUAAAAAGUGCUAUAUUUGCUGGAUCAAUGAUUUUAUCCUUACUAAGCUCAGGUCAGUUGGCUUAUAUUUGUCCAGUUACCCUGUUACAUUAUCUGAGAGACAUUGAUUACCCAAUUGAAGCAAUAUCGUUAAUUCGCAAUGAGAGAGGUGAUGUAAAAUAUAUAAAUGCGGUUUCCAUGAAAGAUUCAUCUGAAAAAGUGCAGCUCUACUUGUUCAGACCAGACUUCUCCGUUGUUUAUACUUUAACAAUUAGUAAUGAUAUAAUCUUGAUCCGUCCAGAAUCUGAAGUAGAUGAGGUCAGAUAUAUUUCUUUGGUUAAAAAAAGUGAUGGUUUUAUAGAGCUACGAUUUCAAUGUGUCAUCGAAACUGAUCCACAAAAACGUUUGAAAAGACUGCUGCGCAGAAAUAUGUUUGAUGAAGCUGAGCAGUUUGCUAAAAAACAGAAUCUUGAUGUCAAUAUUGUUAGUAAGGAGAAAGCCAAAGUUAUCACAGAAAAAUGGAGAGUCACUAAACAGGACAUUGACACACUCAUAAAUAUUUUCAAAUCUUUGGAUGAUCAUUCUUUCAUACUAGAUUGUUGCUUGGCAAUAGAAAAUGCUUGCCAGCAGGCAGAAGAUCUUUUGAAGAUUUUGAAAUAUGCUUGUGAGCUACAAGUGCCAAAGAGAGAUGAAACUGCUAAAGAAAAGCAGUACUACUGCAAUGGAUUGCUCAUUAGAUUCAACCUAUUCCGAUUAAUAGGGGAAAAUGAUAUGGAUAGAUGGAAUUCUUUCUUGGAUGAAAACUUGAUAAACGAAGUUAAAAAAUUAUUAAAACAACAGAAAGUGUUUCAAGCUAUUAUGUUAUAUAGUAAUUUGGCCCAAUCAGAAAUAGAAACUUUAAAUGAAGCAAGCAUUGAAGAAAUACUGGACAUUUUGAAUGGGAUAGAUCUUUAUGUUGUCAAUCCUAUUCUUCCAAGAUUUAUAUCGAUUACCUUGGACUGGCUACCAUCCUCUCUUUUGAUUUUUAUGGAUUGGUUGGAAAUGAAAGUUUUCCAGUUGGAAAAACGACACAACGAAGAUUUCCCUGAAAAUGCCAUUGAAUUUUUACGAGUCAAUUCAGAAUACAUGAAAAUUAAAGACCCUCAUAAAGAUAUAAAAAAAGGUAAUGUGAAGAAUUCCAGUCAAAAAAUUCAAACCUCAUUCAGGAUUCUAAACAAACUGGAAAUUUUGAAAUCACAAUUUGGAGUGAAAGUUUCAUUGAAUGAUAUGAUGCAGGAGCCAGAAAUUGUUGUCAGAAACCUUCUGAAUUUAGAUUUGACAAUGGAUGUGUACAAUUCCAUUUUGCAAGACUUUACCUAUAAAUAUAUUUUGGAGAAUGGUUUGAAUCCUGAUGAAUUAUUUUACGAUGCACUAAUUGACAUUUUGAAGUAUCAAGAAAGUUAUUGGUCGAAUAUCAUUGGAUCUAUACUUAGCUGCAUCACCUCCCAAGAUCUGAAACUGCAAGCGGUUGAAAAUAUGUUCACAAGGGCUAAAUUACCCUGGAGUGACGCUGUGAAACGAAUAGGCAUUCAAAUACUGAAAGAGUGCUACCCUAAAUCUGGUAACGUCCAACAACUCAUAGCAGAUGAACCCAGAAUGACGGUUAUGAGUAGGUUGGAGUAUCAUUUUGAUGUCACCAACUCUUCCAACAUAGAUGACUUGCAGUUUAUGGUAAAGAGAAUUAUCCGAUGCAAUUUACCAACGAUGAUAUCUGAUGCAUUCGUAUUAUGCGAGAAUAAAGAAUCUUGUAAAAUUGACACUAUGAGGCUUUUGCUUCAUCAUUUUAUUGAAACAGGAGACUUCACGAAUGUCUUACAACUUCUAGAGGAAGAUGAGGUUAUUGUUAAAAAGGGUCUAGAGCUGGUUCUUGCCGAUGUAGAUCAUAUGAGUGAAAUAUGGACAAUCUCUGAAUAUCAAAAUUAUUCUCAUAUUUUGAAUUCGGGCGUUUUGGUGGAAAAAUACUGUUCUUUAUGUGAAAACGACUUUGACUCGUACAGAUGGAAAAGCAAAGCAAACUCACUUCUUAUUGCAUAUAAUAUGAAAACACAUUUUCAUGUAGAUGUAACGGGAAUAAACAUAGCUAAGUUGAAGGAGAGGAAAAAACUAAUGGAAGAAAUCAGAACUCGUAUCAUAGACGAUUAUGAAAGUGGAACUAAGAAUAUAUUGGAAGUGUUGGAAUCUUUAAAGCUUUUAUCAACUAUUAUAGGUGUUCGCAGGGAGAAACUAUUUUCGCGAUGUUGGAAAACAGUGAAAGUUAACAAAAAUGAAUUCUUGUGCAAAGUUGCUGAGGAAUUUUUGAUUGACUCAGUUGAAGUGAAAUAUCUUUGUAUUCUUGUGGUAUAUAUUUUGCAGAACUUAAGCACCGAAGACGAGUGUUUAGUCACUGAGAAUUCAUUCAUAGAUUCUUACAGCACAGAAACCUCAGAUAAAUAUUCUGGUGAAUUCCUUAAAUUGGCCUCUCAAUUGAUAGCCAAAGCCAUUUGUAUUGCUGACGUCAAACAAUUAGCUGCAUGUUUGAAAAUAGUUCCCUGGGUGGAUUCCAUUUACUUCUUUAACCGAUAUAAGAAACAAGAAAAGAAUGCUGGUUGUUCAGAGGAUAAUUUUGAUAUUGACAAUUUGAAUCCUAGUUUUGCAAGUCUGCUAGCUAUUCAGAAGGUGUUCACCUUGUACACCUCAUUCAUAGCACAAUUUAGGAAUGUCAAUUAUAAAUAUCUCUGCUACUAUAACCGAAACGAAGAAAUUAUGUCUCAGGAAACGCUUCUAAAACAAAUUAAAGAUUUCGAGACUCCCUUGUAUGUUUUGAAUCAAGAAGGCGAAUCGUUGUUAGCAUACAAAUUGUUAACAACAUUACAAAAUAAUCUGAGGGCCCAUGAAGAUCUAGACAUUCGUAUUAAUGAAACACUCAAGGGAAUAAUAAAGAAACAUUUGAUUUCGAAUUUAGUCCAGCAGUCUCUUCUGAUGGGCAAUAUAAACGAGAACUUGUUGCACACUUCUUUGAUGUGGUGUGAUGCUGAAGAGACUGAGAAAUUCAUUGUGCGCACGUUGCAACACAAUCGGAAAAUUCUGGAAAAAGUAACCACAAUAUCAGCGAUUGCAGUGAAAAUGUUCAAUUUUCAUAAGAAAAAUGAUCUCUCUUCGUAUUUCAAACAAGUUAUACUCAGUGUUUCGUGGUGGGAAAAAGUUAAACAUCUAAAUAUUGAAUAUGAUUUGUUCUUCAGAGUGACCAGUGAAGAAAGGUUGAAAGUGAUGAUACAAUCUCAAGGAUUUGACAUUAAGCUCAUCAAAGAUUAUUGUCAAGAAUACAAUUUGUCGGAUAUUCAAUCAUUCUACUUUUUUUAUCUCAAAACUUAUUUAUUGAACUGGAAACCUCGGUAUGAAAUAGAAACCAAUAAUAUUGGUAGAAGGAAGCUGAUUAUGAAAGGUAAUCAACAGAAAGAACUGUUCCACAAAUGCAGCGACGUUUUGAGUUACAUUGACAAUAAAGAAAAGGUUGAGAAGAUGUUGCAGGAAAUUUGGAGCCAGGUUAACUUCUAUUAUUACGAAGUAUUUGCUUGUAUAUUAGAGCUAUACAGAGAAAAUUCAUUCAAACAUUUAAAACUGAUGUUGCAAUUUUUGGGAAGCUAUGAAAGGAUAAAUAAACCCUGUGAUAUUGAAGUUGAAAAAUGGUUCAACACAUUCCAAGAUUGUCAGUUCAUAGAUCCAUUAUCUGAGUUCAGAAUUUUGUUCAAUAAUACUUUACUUGAAUCUAAAGCCAUUUGGAGUAUCAUCUGCAAAGAAAUCAGCUUGGAAAAUUAUACAAAAUGGUUUGAGGCAGUGCAAGCUUUUAGCUUCCUCAGUAUAGACAAUAUCUGCUCAUUUUUGGUCAAGGAACUGGUAGCACAAGGUAUAUUAAAAAUUAUAAAACCAGGUGAUUGGGCGAUAGCUAAACAUACACAUUUGUUCAAUGAAAUUGAUAAAUGUUUGGAUUACAUGAAAGAUGAUAUGAAGAAGAUCACUGCCGCUUAUUUGUUGUUAUCGAAUACUCCUGAAGGUGCUGAUCAAGUAACAAUAGCAGAAAUAGCUUACAAAUACGCAGAAGAAUAUACACUGAGAGCAACUGAUCUGUCACAAGUUUCCAUUUCCAAAAUCGAAAAGAAAUAUCAAAAAUGUUUAUCCCUUCAGAUCUUGCAUAUACAUGAAUUGGCAGAGCAAAAAUAUGUGGAUUUGAUACUAAACAUUGAACAACUCUUAUUAGCUCUUUACCAUGAUGAAAGAAUCAUUAAAAAAAUUACCAAUAUCUGCCAGUAUUGUCCAGAUAUAAAUACAGCAGCUAAAAAACUGGCCAAAGUAUUCAAUUUCGAUAUAACAGAAUUCAGAAAAAAAUUGGUUACUAGUUAUCUUUUGGAUUCGAAUCUGACCGACUUUAGCGGGAAUAUCACAAUAGGAUACUUGAAAAAUUUGAAUUCCUCUGAGGAAACUGAAAAUGAGAGGAGGGAAAACAAUCUGAAAAGGGCCGUUUACAUUUGCUCUGACGACAUUUUCUUUUGGCAUGGUUAUCUGUGGAACGAAGAAUAUAAAAGUGAUAAGUCUGACUUUUAUAGAGCAAGAUGUGUGAAAUGCUUACUUUUAUGUGCCGAUAAAAUUGCUAUAAGGGCUUUGUGCUCGCAGAGUUAUGAGUGUGUUGUAGAUAUUCUCGAUGAACUCACCCUGUCCAGUAUUUUAUCUAAGUUUGGUCUUCAAAUAAAACUAAAUGAUAUGAACACUUGGAGUACAGUUACAAAAAAAUUAGCUCUCAUUGGGUCUCGGGAUAGUGUUCUUGCACUGGCACAAGUUUGUAAGAUAUUGAAGAUAAAGAAGUUGAAAUAUUGGGAGUAUAUAAUUACCAACAUGAAUAAAUACAAAAUGUACUCCGACAUGAUGGAAUUUCUAGAGUACACCAAAGCAGAAGAUUAUAAAUAUGAGAAGUUUUAUGUAGAUGCUUGGACCAAUCUCAUUCAUUACACAGUGAAUGAAAUAUUAACUUCAAAUGAAAUCGAAAUGGAAGAAAGGAUUUCUAAAGAUUUGAUCAUUAUACAACAAUGUCCUGUUAUGUUUUUGUUGAACUUGGAAAACACUAUAAAAAGAUGUAUUCAAUUGAAGAGGCACAGAGUUGCAGAGGAAUUGUUGCAAUAUAUACCCAAGGAUCAGAUUUCCGAAUCUGUAUUGAAAUAGUACGAGAAAUGAAUCAUAUCUGCUUCAUGAUAUGAUGAUGAAUAAAUACAUCUACCAAAUAGUCAAUGUCUGGUUUUUUUUUCUCGAAUUGUGAGAGGACCACAAGUUAAUUUCAGUGGCAGUUUUAUCAUAUUGAAUGAUAUUUCUGUAUAAUUUCUCUUUGUAAGUACAAAUAUAUAUAUUUUUUGAGAAAA
Messenger RNA from Coccinella septempunctata (seven-spotted ladybird), 6133 nucleotides. RefSeq lists its product as uncharacterized. Gene Ontology annotation, molecular function: small GTPase binding. The transcript has 23 exons. Bases 66 to 5939 code for a protein of 1957 amino acids. Gene Ontology annotation, biological process: mitotic sister chromatid segregation; mitotic spindle assembly checkpoint signaling; protein localization to kinetochore involved in kinetochore assembly. The record is from RefSeq and is a predicted model, not a curated record. Lineage: Eukaryota; Metazoa; Arthropoda; Insecta; Coleoptera; Coccinellidae. Gene Ontology annotation, cellular component: RZZ complex; cytoplasm; kinetochore microtubule.